This is a messenger RNA of Hibiscus syriacus, 1007 nucleotides long. RefSeq lists its product as uncharacterized. NCBI's taxonomy places the organism in Eukaryota, Viridiplantae, Streptophyta, Magnoliopsida, Malvales, Malvaceae. The record is from RefSeq and is a predicted model, not a curated record. Bases 159 to 602 code for a protein of 147 amino acids. Gene Ontology annotation, molecular function: actin binding. The transcript is spliced from 6 exons.
CGUGAAGACGAAUGGUAGCAAAAGGCGAUGCGAAAACCCAACUCUGAAGAAUCAGGUGAAGCUGAGAGUUAGAGAGUGACUCUUUCAGUUUCUUGUUAGGAAUCAACGAAGAAAACAAGUCCUUCAAUUUUAUAUCAUUAUCAAACGUUGAGUGUGCAAUGGAUUGGGCAUUUGUGCAAAAAUCUUGGGAGAAAUGGGCUUCCACCAAUAUUGGCUCUUCUGGUCAGCCAUUGAAGGCUGCUUUGCUGAUUAACUAUGACCCACUCAGACCAUCUCGGCUGUUGUCUACUAUUGCAGAACAGGAAGGAAUGAAAAUCAGCCCAAUUGGAUUGAGUCAAUUGAUCAGUUUCAUCAAGCGCAACCAACUGCAAAAAGAGACUUUUGUGAUCGGGAAUAACCAAUACCUGGCUACAUCAAUCCAUGAAAAUUGGUUCUGUGCGAGGUGCCUCAAUGCAUCAAAAUCCUCUGGUGAAGGUGCAAUUGUCAUGCAGACAUCAGGGUUUCUCUUGGUUGCGCUGUACGACGGGUCAGUUGGCUUAGCAUCUCGUGCCAUGGUAUCUGUUGACCAACUUGUUUGGUCAUUGAAUCGAAGGAACCUUUAACCUUGGCCUCCAUAUCAAAAGAGUAAUUCUAAGUUACCUUGCUAAAAGGAUGUGCAACUUCUAUGCUGUAUCUGGCGCUUUAUUUAUUAUAAUGGCAUUGUUUUCUUGUGGUAAUGAGAAAAUACAUAAUUGUCAAGAAUGUAACAGCAAUUGAGUAAUCAUAGCAGGCAAGUUGUAGAGAUCAUUAUUUCAGACUACAGACCGUCUAUCUGCAACAUAUGAUCAUAUAACCAGUAAAUGAGUACGACAGAGGCUCGGAGUUGCAUGAAAUUAAAAGGAUGGAAAUGGAUUGGGAUGUAAUGUGGUUGUGAAUAAUGAAAUUCUAGUUUGCAGGAAGUUACCUCUGUUCUGUAUGUCCAAAAUAUUAACCAUUGGUGUUACCAUUUUACCAAGUAUUUUUUUCCC